Molecule: messenger RNA, 2742 nt
Organism: Diaporthe batatas
Lineage: Eukaryota; Fungi; Ascomycota; Sordariomycetes; Diaporthales; Diaporthaceae
Exons: 3
Coding region: 898-2397 (499 amino acids)
Biological process (GO): protein localization to plasma membrane
Cellular component (GO): plasma membrane
Source: RefSeq, a predicted model, not a curated record
ACUUCAUUGCCGAUUUCUGGUUGGCUCAGCAAAGGAGCCGACAGUCCGGUUCCCUUUGUUUGGAAAAGUUCCAACCUCCCAAAAGGCGAGAGAUCGUUCGAUAGACUCCCCGUUCUGGUACGUGGCUUUCGAUGCCAAGAUCUGGGGAUUGGCAUCUGACACUUGGCCACCCUGGGGCAGGGCCUCGCUACUACAUCCGGGCACCGAACCAACAUUCGACCGCUUCUCACUAGAUGGUGCUUCUCCAUUCUUCCAGUGAUUACUCCAUAAUCACAGCCACACACAAAGAGACCGGGCGCAGGAAGUCACCUGCGCGGGGCGAAGCCGUCUUACACUGCCUAAUAGUCGUCGGUUCCGGGUCGGCCCAAAGCGGGUCGUAUGUAGAACAGGCAAGCAACCUUGGGAGAGCGCCGUGCCAAGGGCCGAAUGGCUGGAGGAGCAAGGCCGUGAGGCAGAACAACAAAGAUGCGAGUGUUGUCCCUGCAGUCAUCCGAGAAAGGCUUGGGAGAAUCUAGCCAUUAUAUAUAAUACGGCUUCGCAUCCCACACAGGUUGAGGCAUCAUGAACAAUAUUGGCUCAUAAGAUAUUAUACCAAUAAAUAUUAUCAAAGCACUCGAGUUGCCCUGACAAGUCGACCAAUACACUAUAUCAACUAGCAUCACCAAGCCACAGACCGUUUGGACUUAACCACGACCAGUCCGACUAAUACCUGUUACAUGCUUCUAGAGCUUUUCUAGAACACACACACACACAUAUAUAUACCCAACACUGCUACGGGACUCAUAUCUUCAGAGUUUGUUUUACGAGAGUGCACAAAACUCAACGGAAUCCGUUUCGCUCCUAUCAAGAGAUCUUCAUAUCACACUCCAGCAGUAACACACCACCCACAUCGCAACAAUGGCACCACUUCCCGCGUACAGGGUCGCUGCACCCGACGAGUACCUUGCCUUGACCGGCAUGGGUAUCGAGUCGGUCAAGAUCUCGAAGUCAGCAUGGAUCUACCCAUUUCAGAGAUGCACGAGGUUCAGUGUGCAACCUCACGAUUAUGCAAUGAACUUGCAGGCCAUGACCAAGGAGAAGCUGCAGUUCCUUCUCCCGGUCGUUUUCACUGUCGGUCCAGAUGUCAACUCCCGCGGUGCAAAUGCCAAAACUAGGGUUGAGAACAACCGUGCCCACAGCCAGGAGGACCGGGGCGACAGCCUCAUGAAGUACGCCAUGCUGCUCACAGACACAAACGCAAAGGGCAAGAACACGACGGCCUUCCUGGAGAACAUCGUCAAGGGCAUUAUUGAGGGCGAGGUCCGAGUCCUGGUGUCGUCCAUGACGAUGGAGGAGAUCUUCACGGAGCGCGAGGAGUUCAAGCGCCGCAUCUUCCGCAACAUCCAGAGCGAGCUGGACCAGUUCGGCCUCAAGAUCUACAACGCCAACGUCAAGGAGCUGCGCGAUGCGCCCAACUCGAACUACUUCGAGUCGCUCUCCCGCAAGGCGCACGAGGGCGCCAUCAACCAGGCGCGUAUCGACGUCGCCGAGGCCCAGCAGAAGGGUUCCGUCGGCGAGGCGGACCGCAAGGGUCGGCAGGAGCGGGAGCUGGCCAAGAUCAGCGCCGAGACGGCCGUGCAGAAGACGGAGCGGGAUGGAGAGCGUGCGCAGGCAGAGGUCAGCCUCGACACGCGCAAGACGACGCUCAAGCGCGACCUGGACAUUGCCAAGAUCACGGCACAGCGCGCCACCGAGUCCCGCGACGCGGAGCUCAAGCGCGAGGUUGAGAUCAAGAGGGCCGCGGCCGAGAUGGAGCGUCUUCGUGCCAUCGACGUCGUCAAGGCCUCCAUCGAGCGUGAGGCCAAGCAGCAGGCCGCGGAUGCUCGCGCCUACGAGGUCCAGGUCGACGCCUCGGCGCAGCUGACCAAGACGAACCAGACCACCGACGCCGAUGCGUACAAGACGCGCACCGGAGCCGACGCUGCGAACUAUGCCAAGCUCAAGGAGGCCGAGGCCAAGCUGCAGGUGCAGAUGAAGGAGGCAGAGGGUCUGGCGGCCAUGGCGUCGGCCUAUGGCCAGAUGGCUCAGGCCUUCGGAGGCCCGGCCGGUCUCCUGCAGUACAUGAUGAUCGAGAAGGGAACAUACGUGGAGCUGGCCCACGCCAACGCCAACGCCGUCCGCGGCAUGCAGCCCAAGAUCAGCGUCUGGAACACUGGGUCCCAGGCCGGUGGCGAGGCUGGCUCGUCGAGCAGCGUUGAUACCAUGCGCAAUGUCUACCAGAUGCUGCCGCCUCUGAUGCAGACCAUCAACGAGCAGACCGGCAUCACUCUUCCCGAGUGGCAAUUCGGCCGUCUGAACAACCAAGCCGCGGAGGUCGAGAAGAACAAGGAGAUCGCUAAGACUAACGGUCAAAAGUAAACGCUCACUCUUCUCACCUCGAGGCUGUCAUGCCCUAGGUUACAUUUACCCAGUCGAAUUCCUCACUUUUCCUAUGUUUCUCUGUUUCGAUAUCAUGUCUGUAUUUGCGAUACCCGGGGAUAACUCAGUGAUACCAGGUUGACGAGUUCGUUUCUGAUACCUUAGACGUAAGUUUCGGCUUAAUGAUGGAUUGAGAAGAAGUUCCUACAGUAUUCUCACAGCUGGGUGAAAUUCCCAGCACACAAUCUCUUGGUGGCAAGGAUUUCGUACCAUGUCUUCUCUAUUGAUAAUAUGAUAGUGUACUAUUAUGUGACGAUAGUUCCAAUAGAAUCUACUCUGCUAGAA